UCUUCAAGGUUUACGACAUUUUGUUUAACGUCGUCAUGUUCCUUUGACACASAAAAAAACAUUUUAUUGAAGAAAAUAGAGCUUUAAAGGACUUCAACAGUUACAUAGAAGACUAAAGAAUCGCCAAAUAUAUAAUUUUGCAUAAAAUGGCUCAUAUGACGGGCGCCAAUAUGACGCCAUUGGGGAGACUUCACCCCGUUCUAGCGAGUAAGCAAAACCCGAAUCCAGAGACUGACCAACCGAGAAUCAAACGUGCUGUUGAAAAUCGCUUUGAUGCAGGUGGUACAGAGAAGAAAAAGAAGAAAAGAAGCCGAUGGGGCAAAGAAGACACUAAAAUGAUYAUCCCAGGAAUGCCGACAACAUUACCACCUAACUUGAAUCCAGAUCAACAAAAGGCUUAUGUUUAUCAACUGAGGAUUGAAGAAAUCAGCCGAAUGUUACGAACUGGAGAUCUUGGUAUUCCAGAAAAUCCGGAAGACAGGUCUCCAUCACCAGAGCCAAUCUACAACACAGAGGGAAAGCGAUUGAACACUAGAGAUUUCCGAGUACGCAAGAGACUUGAAGAAGAGAGGCAUAGACAUAUACAAGAAGCAAUGAAGCUCAACCCUGACUUCAAACCACCAUCAGAUUACAAACCACCGUUAAUCAAGAUUCAAGAUAAGGUUAUGAUUCCCCAGGAUGAAAAUCCAGAAGUUAACUUUAUUGGUCUACUUAUUGGGCCAAGUGCACCAUGGAACUCUUCAGGUCCCAAACCCCUGAUGAGUACUCCAGUUCCCAGGCCCGUCAAUGUCAGACCACCUGGACCAUCAAAUGGAUCAGGAGGACCACCUGCACCAUGGAAUAAACCUCAAGGACUCUUGCCUCCACCAGGACCUCUACCUGGAAUUGCUCCAUUUCAACCUCCGUCAGUAGGUGGACCACCUGUACAGCCACCCCCACCCCCACCACCACCAAACUCAGCAGGAGCUCCUGUACCGCCAUGGCAGACAACAACCUCAGUAGCUCCAUGGCAGGUCCCCCAACAACAAGGAUUUGYCCCUCCUCCACCAUCAUUCCCACAGUUUCAGCCAGCACCUCCACCUCCACCRCCCCCUUCUGACACCCCAUGGGGAUCCCAGUCACUAAUGGGAGCACCUCCUCCACCACCCCCUCCCCCUCCACCAUCAUCCUGAAGAACCUGCAGCAAGAUAGCAUCCACUCAGACAGAAGACAAGAGAAGAACGAUGUAACGAAGUAAAGACGUCGUUUUAUUGUAAAAUGUACGACUUGCUUUAGCUAAAAAAAACGUCAGCUGUGAUUAACUUCUAAAAUCUCUUCACUCAUUAUUUGUCUUUCCUAAUGUUUUUUUAAGGAGAAUUGAGUACAUUAUGACUAAUAGUCAUCAUUUUUGCGAUGGACAUUGGCGUAUCAGAUUGUAAUCUUAUAGAAAAAUUGUAAUCUUAUUUCGUUUUGUCCUGCAAUGUGUUCUACGAUCCUUGUACUCAGAUGCUAUAAUAUCAUAUUUUUAUACUUCACCGUUUGUCUUUUCAUAACAAAAAUGCCUAAGCAUUCGUUAUCAAACUGUAAAUACGAUCGUGUGAGUGGGAAACGAUGCGGCAAAUUCGUAGGCGUACUGUAGCCAUACCUUAUUUAACCGUAACCUAAAUAUCUGAUGUAAUUAUGGAAGACAGUGGGAAGCCGUUUCAGUGUUAUGAAAUGUCGUACUCUAUACCAUCUUUUUGAUUCUUAUAAACCAGAGAUUAAUAAAUUAUAAACGAAACAAGA
This is a messenger RNA of Actinia tenebrosa (Australian red waratah sea anemone), 1764 nucleotides long. Its product is annotated as splicing factor 1. Gene Ontology annotation, cellular component: nucleus. Gene Ontology annotation, molecular function: mRNA binding; zinc ion binding. Gene Ontology annotation, biological process: regulation of mRNA splicing, via spliceosome. Lineage: Eukaryota; Metazoa; Cnidaria; Anthozoa; Actiniaria; Actiniidae. The record is from RefSeq and is a predicted model, not a curated record.